AUGGCUCACCUUGAAAACGCGCUCCCAUUAGCUCUUUUAGGCAACCUCGCUUUCCUUACUCUCAUUUUCGCUUCAUGGAACAUCAACACGGCACCGUCAACACCUGCAUCCUCGAUCUUUAUCGCGUUCGAGAGCUCAUUGUUCCUUCUAUGUAUCAUAUUUGCCCUAGCGGAAUUUUUUCGCCCUAGACAUCAGAUUUCCCGCACUUUCAUAGAAUGUGGUUGGGUGGGGUUAAUGAGUUUCUUCCAGUUAGCUGGAGCCCUCAGUGCCACCGUCAACGGUCUUGAUGCAUGCCACCCGAAUCUCAACGAGUUCAAUGGUGUUGAAUCUAUUUCUAUAACCAAUUCGGGCGCAUGCACGUCUUCUCUGCUCCUAGUGCCAUCGUCAUGGCUCAGUAGCGUUCUUUCUCUCGCAUAUUUCUUGACAUUGGCUAUUUCAACCCUCGUUCACAAAGACUCAUAUCCCCAUAUCUGGAGGCAAACCGUAUACACGAUAGAUUGGUUCGGACAAAAUCGCGCAUCUCCGAACAAAGAUAAAGUUGUUCGGGACUUCUUCCAAACCAAACCCUAUUCGGACGACGAAGAUCCAUACAGUGCCUUCUACGAGGAUAUCGAGUCUACUUCUGGGAGAAAGAAAGCGUAUCCCAUUCGUGAUUCGAUUGAGGAAUCGACCCCAUGGGCACCGACGAAUAUUCGCCGCGGCAUUGACCAUCCGUUUGCCAGACCGCAAGGCUCAGCCUCGUCUACUCGUACCUCUCCUACUUUGAACCCCAUCGCGCACACGUCCUUCGACUUGAGCUUCCCAUCGUUCCCGGACCGCACUGCAGGCGUUGGUGUCGCAGGCUCACGAUACGUUGAGAAAUUCCGCGAGUCUGGAGUUUUGGCGAGGUCGGAGAGCCCGGCCCAGUACACAACGCAUUACCAUGCGCACAAGAGCUCUUUCCCACUGUCUGUUACAGACGAUGACAAGCCUAUUCCUCUUCCCCGACUAUCCGAAUGGAUCAGAGCUGAUCCCAUACGCCUCUGA
Molecule: messenger RNA, 1026 nt
Organism: Psilocybe cubensis
Lineage: Eukaryota; Fungi; Basidiomycota; Agaricomycetes; Agaricales; Agrocybaceae
Exons: 4
Coding region: 1-1026 (341 amino acids)
Source: RefSeq, a predicted model, not a curated record